This is a messenger RNA of Nanorana parkeri, 1083 nucleotides long. RefSeq names its product cdc42 effector protein 4-like. Lineage: Eukaryota; Metazoa; Chordata; Amphibia; Anura; Dicroglossidae. The coding region runs from base 20 to 892 and encodes 290 amino acids. The record is from RefSeq and is a predicted model, not a curated record. The transcript has a single exon.
UUGCAGCUUUCACUACAAAAUGCCUAUCCUCAAACAGUCCAGCUCUCACGCAAAGAAACGAACCCGCAUAGAUCGAGAGAUGAUCAGUGCCCCUUUAGGGGAUUUUAGACACACAAUGCACGUUGGUAGAGGUGGGGAUGUGUUCGGAGAUACAUCUUUUCUCAGUAACCAUGGCCCUGCCUCUGCUCCACCAGUGGAAGUACCAACCUCUAAGAAAAAUGGCCAUCUAAAACUGACUGGAGAUCAUGAAGAAAAUAAAACAUCUGACUCACUAAGUCACCUUUCUCAGUCCUCAGGAAUAGGCUCUGGUGCAGGAAGCAUUUCUUCCAGCCCUGUUAAUCAUGCACCAUCUAAAGAAGACAGCCUAUGGAAUAGCAGCAAUUCUGGUUGUCACUCAGAUCAAGUAGAUUGGCUACCACUGGAUUGUGGGCUUAAACAUGCCGAAUCGAUUUUGUCUUUCCAUUUUGAUCUUGGCCCAUCUUUUUUGGAUGAUGUUUUGGGUGUAAUGGACAGAGAUGCUCCCUCUGACUGGAAUAGUCCAGAUGACCAAUGUGAUUACAAAUUUUCUGCAGAAAGCAGUAAGCUUACACAGCUGUCUUCCAUCACGGAGUCCCCAGGAAGCCAUUACAGUCUCUCUACCACACUUCCUGUAACCAACCCUACCUUGGAGUACAGUUCAAAUGUCCUCUAUGACAACUUGGAAGGAAACCAAUCAGCUUAUGAAGGGGAUAGUGAAGAAGAAAAACGAUCUAUCUAUGAAGGGGUUGCUGACACUCCAGCACAAAAUGAAAACCAUUUUCACACUAUUCACUAUGAAGAGCUUGAUGAAGAGGAGGAAGUUGGCCAAGGAUAUACAUUUGAAGAAGACCUUGAUGAUGAGAUUGGUGUAUAGGAAUACAAACUAUAAAAUACAUAAACUUUAUGGACUUGCUCACAUGUUUCUAUGGUAAACAUGGUGGGGCACAGAGAAACGGCUUCAUAUGGUAUAAAUGUUAUACAUUGGACUGUAUACAGAAAAUAACUUUUUUUUUUUCUGUCUAUUCAAAAAGAAUAUACUUUAUACAGAGCCAAUUUCCACUUUAU